Messenger RNA from Epithele typhae, 2772 nucleotides. RefSeq names its product chromatin remodeling complex protein. The coding region runs from base 1 to 2772 and encodes 923 amino acids. The record is from RefSeq and is a predicted model, not a curated record. The transcript is spliced from 11 exons. NCBI's taxonomy places the organism in Eukaryota, Fungi, Basidiomycota, Agaricomycetes, Polyporales, Epitheliaceae.
AUGCCCACCUGCAGGCGCAAGCGCGUGCUCCUCACCGAACCGUCCCCCGUCCUCCUCGAUGCGCUCAAGCAUGAUCCGGCCAGGGAGGUCUUCUACCUCGCGGAGACCGGCGAGAUAUUCGACCACUACGAAGCCUAUGCCGCCCGCAUGUCCUUCUACAGGCUCAAACAGUUCCAGUGCGAGGUCACUGGCAAGAGCGGCCUGGACUACUUCCAGGCCCUAGAAAGCGAGCGACAGGAGGCCCGUACCAUGCACUCCAGAUUCCCGGACCAGCUUAAGGCUGCCGUGCUCAAAGCAGUCCAGUGGCAGGUCAUGGGUCGUUUAGACCACCUAGUAGAGGCUGUGUACGACCGCUUCAAAGACCGGUACUACCCUGACGAGAAGGUUUAUGUGGACAUACAAGGCGACAAGUAUCUCGUGCGCGUUAUUGAGGUCUCUGCGCAGGGCUCCGCCGCGCCUCCCCAGAGCCCCGUCCCUGUCGCGUCAACAUCCACCGCCUCAUCGCCACUGUCGUCAGAUGUUCCAACACCAAUACACAAAGUUGCAGAAGACCUCAAGAUCCCCGUCAAAGACUCCAUUGCUAUAGACGAUCCCGUGAAGUACGUCUACAAGGUCCAAGUGCUUGAAGAGGAGAAACAACCUGGUUUCGCUCGGACAGCGGAGAAGAACAAGGGCAAGGAGUCGGGUCGAGGACAGUGGAGUGGUACAUUCAUGGACGUCAAAUGUGCUGCAAUGGGCCGAGACCGCCUAGCCUUCUCCAAGUCUAUAUUGCGACGGUUCAUCCGUGAUUGUGUCGACCGCGAUGCCGCUGUCGCUUCUCCCUGGACUGUCAAGCCUGCAAUUGCUGCGCGAUACGGCGUCAGCAGCGUCAUGCCCGAUGACAUCAGAAAAGGCGUAGAAACAUUGAAGAAGGGCGAGAUUGACAAACGUAAGAAGGUCUGGGAGGAUAAGGAAGGUCCUGCAGCGAAGAAGCGGAGGCAGAUGGCGGAGGAAAAAGCCGAGAGAGAGAAAGCCGUCGCCGAGCAGCGGCAGCGUGAAGAGCGUGAGAGGGUUGAGCAGCAGCUGAAGGCGAAAGAAGAGAACGAUCGUCUGACAGACAAGAAGAAAAAGAAACCAAUUCGAUAUCCAACAGAAGACUUGGACGUAGUGCUCGGUGAUAAAGAGAGACGUGCAGGCAUGAAGGUAAAGAGACCCGCUCCCAGCAAGCUCGCAAUGCCUUGUGGAGACGACCCGGAAACCAAUGCCCACUUCCUCAUGUCCUACAACUUCCUGGUCGUUUACGGUCAACCGUUACACAUGUCAACCUUCACGAUGGACGACUACGAGGCCGCACUUCGGCAUUCGGCCAUUGAACCGCGUUGUCAGUUGCUCGCCGAAGUCCAUGCCGCGCUCAUUUAUAACCUGCGCACCGUCCCAUUCAACCGACAUAGCGCGGUCAUGUCAUUGGUUGCUCUGAAAGAGGAAGAAGACAUGCAGAGCGAAGUAUUUGGUAUCACUAUCGACGAUCUUACGACCGCAAUGGCUGACGUUGGCAACAACUGGGAACGUGCACCUCUGCGACAUUCAGAAGGCCGUGAAGGCUGGGAGGAGUCAUUGAUUGGCUGCCUCAAAGACCAUGCGACGGUCGAGAAUUUCCCUCGUCUACGAGAAAUUCUGACGCGUCUCCUCUUCGCCCCAGAAGAGUCUCAAGAACCAUCUGGUUCUGCCGCCCCAACACCAACUACCAGCCCGACGCCCCCUCGCCUCACAACGCCGACCGCACCCAGUCAGCUGUACCACAAGCUCCCGCACAAGGACCGUAUCGCUGUCAUCGCUUUUAUGUGCAACCUAGCGAUUUCCAGCAAAGCCAUCCACGCUCACAUGGAAUUUUGCGAAGAGCAGCUCACUGCAUUACGAAAAGAGAAGAUCGAGGUCAACCGCACCAAGAAACAACAGUGCGCCUGUCAGCCCUCGCUUCGCAUAUUGCUAACUGACCGAUGCCCGAUCAAGCCUCGAGGACAUGGCGCGCUGCAAGGCGAGCACAAGUUCGAGAUCAACGGGGACGGCGACACCAUCAUGCGCGACUCCUCCGACCUGUCCGACGCGCCCGGCUCGGAAAACGAGCAGUCUCGCGCUCCCCGGCGGACCGCCGCGAAGGAGCGUGAGCUCGCGCGCGCGAAGGCCUCCUCGGUGAAGCAGGCGGUCGCCGAGCACCGUCGGCUCGACGAGGAGGUGAACAAGCUCGAGCGGCGGCUCGAGGGCAUCGAGCGCGAAUUCCGCAAGCUCCUCGGCGCCGUGCGCGUCAAGCCAAUCGGCCGCGACCGGUUCUACAACCGUGUGUGGUGGUACGACGGCAUGGGCGCGGCGUCGCUCAUCGGCUCGGGCGGCACGGUGCAGUACACCACCGGGCGCAUCUUCAUCCAGGGCGCGAGUGAGUUCGACCGGGAGCUGUUGAGCCGGAGGGACGAGAACAUCGAACAGCGGCGGCUCGUCGAGGAGGGGCCGGAGGGUAUGCUGGGCUCGAACGACUGGGCAGUGUACAAUGACAUAGAAGAGGUUCAGGAGUUCAUGGCAUGGCUGAACCCGAAAGGUGUCCGCGAGUUGAACCUGAAGAACGCGCUCACCAAGUGGUGGAACCACAUCGGCCCUGGCAUGCGUCGACGCGCGGCGGAUCUCACCGCGAACGCCAAGAUCCCCGAGGCCCGCCGCAGCGCACGCAAGAGUGCCGGCACGGAGCUCAUGCGCGAGCCAUACAUGCAGUGGACGAACCGCAAGGCCGUCAACGGGCAGUGA